CGCGAGCCUGGUGGCGUUUCCGCCCGCCAUUACAGACAUGGCGGCGUCCCUGGGAGGGAUGUUCGCCGGGCAGCCACCAGGACCUCCUCCGCCACCGCCCGGCCUCCCAGGCCAGGCGUCGCUUCUCCAAGCAGCCCCUGGAGCUCCGAGACCAUCUAACAGCACUUUGGUGGACGAGUUGGAAUCAUCAUUCGAGGCUUGCUUUGCUUCCCUUGUGAGUCAGGAUUAUGUCAAUGGGACUGAUCAGGAAGAAAUUCGAACUGGUGUUGAUCAGUGUAUCCAGAAGUUUUUGGACAUUGCAAGACAGACAGAAUGCUUUUUCUUACAAAAAAGGUUGCAGUUGUCUGUACAGAAACCAGAUCAAGUUAUCAAAGAGGAUGUCUCAGAACUAAGGAGUGAAUUGCAGCGGAAAGAUGCUCUGGUCCAGAAGCACUUGACAAAACUGAGACAUUGGCAGCAGGUGCUGGAAGACAUCAAUGUGCAGCACAAGAAGCCAGCCGACAUGCCUCAGGGCUCCUUGGCCUACCUUGAGCAGGCGUCUGCCAACAUACCUGCACCUCUGAAGCAGACCUAAGGACUCUGGCCUGUGGUGCAGCCUUGCAGGCUUGCCAGACACCUUUCCUUACAGACCUGGCAUAUUGGAAGGACUCUAUUGGACAAUGAGUUGUUAUUUGUUUAUGUCCCUGUUUUAUAAGGUAGGGUUUCAGUAUGAAGCCCGGACAGCCCUUGAAUCUAUGAUCCCCUGCCUCAAGCUCCUCGGGUACUCUAAAUUCCUGAAUACUUUAUAAAAUGCCUGUAUCUUUGAUAAAGUAGUGCGUGUUUUUGUU
Molecule: messenger RNA, 827 nt
Organism: Rattus rattus (black rat)
Lineage: Eukaryota; Metazoa; Chordata; Mammalia; Rodentia; Muridae
Gene: Med28
Product: mediator complex subunit 28
Exons: 4
Coding region: 38-574 (178 amino acids)
Cellular component (GO): mediator complex
Source: RefSeq, a predicted model, not a curated record